This is a messenger RNA of Harmonia axyridis, 14784 nucleotides long. RefSeq lists its product as uncharacterized. Bases 1 to 14784 code for a protein of 4927 amino acids. NCBI's taxonomy places the organism in Eukaryota, Metazoa, Arthropoda, Insecta, Coleoptera, Coccinellidae. The record is from RefSeq and is a predicted model, not a curated record. The transcript is spliced from 8 exons.
AUGGCGACCAUCAGCAGCGACACACUGAUGUUUCUUUCGGAUUCGGGAAACGAACAUUGCUACUCCACUGCUGAACUUGAAGCAAUCGAGAAAUUCAAUAGUUUAUUCGAAAAAAUUGUGGCUCUUCCUAGUAAUAAUUCUUUCUUCACUUUGAACUCUACACCAUCUCAUUCGAAAGUACCAAUACUUGAGGAAGGACCAUUACUUGAGGGAGAAUGUUAUACACCUUCAUUCCAUGAUUUGGGACAUAGUUCGGAAGAAAAACAGAUGACAGAAGGAAAUGGAAUUUGUACACAAAGAGAAAAUCAUAGUGAAUUCAAAACAAGGAAUACAAAAAAUUCAAAUAUAUUUGCAGAGAAUCCGGAAGUUAUACAUGAACAUGAAAUCUUGAAUUUACAAAAGCUCUCUCAUUCUUCGAAGAAAUAUCAAGAGGACACUGAUUCAGAAUUACUAGUACCUAAACUCAUACGUCCACCAUUUUCAUCCCGUACAAACCAUAAAAAUUUAAUUAAUACUAAAAAAGAAGAAAGGUUUAGUACAAAAAAAAGACAUAUGAAGAAACUCUCAAAAUUAACGGCAUACAUCGACGACGACAAAGGUAUUCCUGAUGAGAAAAUAAUAAAUAUUUGCGUAAAACAGAAAGGAACCCAUAGAAAAGAUUCGGAAGAAUUAUUCCUGAGGGAAAUUUCAGAUAUUUGUGAAUCAAUCAACAAAUAUCCGUCUUCCAACUUCAUUGACAAAAAUUCAUGUUGCUUGAAGUGUAGGUCGGCACCACAUCUUCCGGACAAAAAAGAUGUGGAGAUAAAUCCGAGAUGUUCAUCAUCGCUGAUGACUUUUGGGUGUCCUGAGGAUCCUGAAGAGACGAAGAAGGCUAUAAAUGAGAUAUUGAGUAAUUUGAAAGAUAAAGUUGAGGAGCUUAAUAGUUGUAGAUGUAAAGAAAUUCAAUCAAACCACGGAUUGAUGGAGAGAAUAAAUCACAAUACACCUCAUCUGAAAACUGAAUGUAAGGAAAAAAACAUGGCUAUAUCGAAAAAUAGAGCACUAAGAGAACAAAAAAUACGCAUUGAUGACGCCAAAAAAAGAGAAAGAGACAAAAAACUGCAGGACCUACUGGAUACUAUAACUAAGAAGAAUAAAUGCUUUUGUUUGGAAGGUGAUAUUAUAUUCGACAAAAGUAGCUUGUUUGCUCAAUCAUCUGAUGAUAUUAUGUGUGAAAAUAGUGACAUAAAUUUUGAAGAACUUGAUCGAAAAUAUUCGGAUAUUAACAUAAGUAGAAAAUCCUCCAGAAGGGUAAGUUUUUUCGAUGAAAUUUCACAAACAGAUCCCACGAGCAUUCAAAAAGAUGUUGAGUCAGAUGAAUUAGAUGUGCCUGAAUUCCAUAGAGGAAAGUCUAAUGCUUCAAUGAAUACAUCAGAUUCCUCGCCAUUGAUAUCAAAAGAAGGAGUAUCAGUGGAUUCUGAAGAAUCUUAUACUCCAUCGAUAGAUGAAAUACAUCCAUCUAUUUAUGGAGUGUUUUCUUCUGAUGACAUAUCAGAGAAAAGGACUUCAAAAGAUAAACCAUUAGAAAAAAAUAUAGGAGAUACCAUGAAAAAAGGAAUCACUGUAGAUGCAGAUAAUAUCAAUUCCUUUUUGGAAUCUGAGGAUUCUUCUGAUUCCGAUAAGAAAUCUAAAAAUGAAAUAGAGUCGAAAUCUUCUACACUUAAAAUUGAGGAAAAUAAAAGUGAUUCAGCCGAUCAUAAACUAAAACAAGAAGAAAAAGAAUCAAAAGACAUGGCCUCUAAGCCUGGCAGCAAAGAUUCCGAGUCCGAUGGAACCCGAGAAAAGAAACAGAAAAAAUUAGACGUUAAAUCAAAAUCUAAUUUUCCUAAAACUAAGGAAGAAAUAGCUGACUCAGCAGAUCAUAAACAGAAGCAAGAAGAAAAAAGUUCUACAAGUCCACAAGACAAUGCAUCCAAACCUAAAAGUAAAGAUUCCAAAUCUGAUGGAACCCAGAAAAAGGAACAGAAAAAAUUAGACGAUAAAUCAAAAUCUUCUAUACCUAAAACUAAGGAAGGUGUAGGUGACUCAGCAGAUCAUAAACAAAAGCAAGAAGAAAAAGGUUCAACAGGUUCUCAAGACAAUGCAUCCAAACCUGAAAGUAAAUAUUCUAAAUCCGAUGGAACCCAGAAAAUAGAACAGAAACAAUUAGACGAUAAAUCAAAAUCUGCUACACCUAAAACUAAGGAAGGUGUAGGUGACUCAACAGAUCAUAAACAAAAGCAAGAAGAAAAAGGUUCUAUAGGUCUUCAAGACAAUGCAUCCAAACCUGAAAGUAAAGAUUCCAAAUCCGAUGAAACCCAAAGAAAAGAACAGAAAGUAUUUGAGGAUAAAUCAAAAUCACCUAAAAAAAAGGACGAAAAAGGUGAAUCCGCAGAUAAUAAAAAAGAGGAGAUCCUGAAGAAUGUACAAGAAAAUGCUACCAAACCAGCCAGUACAGGUUCGAAGUUGGAUGAAAGACAAAAAAAAUCAGAUUCCGGAAAAAAUAUAAAGGAAAUAUCUGAGAGUAAAGAUUCUAAAUUUGUAGACUCCCAAAAAAUAUCUGAUUCUGCUAAAAUGAUGAAAGAAAUAUCUGAAGAAAAUUCUUCAAGAAAGGAGCAAAAGGAAUUUUAUGACAAAUCAAAAUCUUCUACUCCUAAAAUAAACGAGAAAAAAGCUGAUUCCACAAGUCGCAAAUCCCUUCAUGAAGAUAAUGGUUCGAAAAAUUUACCCAAAAUUGCCAAGGAUUCUAAAAGUAAAGAAAUCCGAGAUGAUGCGAAAAAUGAAAUACAAUCUGAAAUAAGAGGCAACGAAGAGCUUAUAAAAAACAAAAAUAUGAUAAGUGAUCCAACUAAAUCAAGAGAUCCCUCCCUAAAAGAUCAGAAAUUAGACAGAUCUACUAUACAAGAUAAGAAUACAUCUGAAGUAAAGGUUCAAAAGCAACCUGAUGAUAAAUCAUUGCCAGGAGCCGACAAAAACAAAAUGAAAGAAAAUGAUAGAUACUUUUCUUUAGUGAAAGAAGAAGCAUUUCAGAAAAAGGCGGCAGAUAAAGGUGAUUUGAUAAAAAGAGAAGAAGAUAGAAAGAAAGUGGACAAAUUACAAGAAAAGAUAGAAGUAGAUGAAACAGUAGAAAAAUUUCGACCUGAAGAUGAAAAAGAAAAGCGUAAAGAAAAUAUAGGGGAAGAUAAAAGAAAAUCAUCGAAAGAACGCUCAGUAAAAGAUAUUUCAGACAAGACAAAAAGAAUGAAAUACGGAGAUGGUGGUGAAAAUUAUAUGAAGAAAACUAAAAAUGCAGAAAUUGAAUAUGGAAAAAGAACAGAAAAUAUUGAAAAACCCACUGAAAUUAAUAUUGAAGAUCUUUUCGAGGAAACUAAAAAGGGGGGAGAAAAAAAGGUGGGAGAGGGUGGAAGGAUGCGGAAUGAAGAGGCAAAAACGUCAUUGAGAAAAAAACCAGAACCUGAGCCCAAAAGACAGACAAACAAAAAUAUACCUAAAAGUGAUGAUCAAUCAAAGCAAAGGAGAAAAGAAGAAAGCAGAAGUGUGCAUCAUAAAACGGAAAUAAAUUCUAAAGAACGCGCUGACGGUGUUACUGAAACGAAAUUAACCGAAGUUAGAAGAGACUCAAGAGAUAAUUAUAAAGAUUUUGGAAAAGAACCGGCAAAACGAAGACCAUCCACCACUGAUAAAUCGAAAGAUAAAUCGGAUAAAUUUAGCAAGCUGCGAAGUGGCUCCGAUGGUAAAUUUCGAGAUAAAAAAUUCCCAGAAAAAGCAAGUAUUUCGGAAUCCGCAAAAUCUAAAUUUGCUGAUACUACUUUUGAUCAAUUCUCUGAAAAUCGGAAGAAAACGAGUAUCGUAAAACAAAUGGAAAAUCUUAAUAGGGAGAUUUCGUGUGAGUCACUCGAUUCAAAAUUUGGUCUUGGUUAUCUCCUCGAAGGUAAACAAACUGAAUGUAGUGAUGAGAAUCUAGCAGACGUAAAUGAGGGUGAAACUGAAAAUCAACUUAUAAAACCUACACAGAGCAAAAAUGUGAAAAAUAUAGAUGAUAUGAAACAAUCGAAUGAGAUAAAACAAUUUCCACAAGAAGAAAUUAAAAAUACAGAAUUUUCACCUCGGCUCGAUACAAAAACAGAAAUAUCGAAAAAUUCAAGAAGACAAUCUUUACGUUCGAGUUUAGAAUAUCAUAAAAAUGUAUUUCGAAGAAAAGACGAAAAACAUGAAGUUUCAAUGAAAACUGCGGAAAAUGGAAAAAUUGUCGAACCUGAUGAUAAUCAGUCAAAAUUGUUAGGCGAUACACGAAAACAUUCCUUACGUUCAGCUUCAGACAAUGGUAGGAAAAAUUUACAAAGAAAAGAAGAAAAGCCUAAUUAUGUGACAGAAAAUUAUAGAAGAAAGAGCAUUCUCAAACUUGAUGAUAAUAAAACAAAAAUAUUGGGAGAUGAACGAAAACGUUUUCCACGUUUGAGUUCAGAAGGACAUUACGAAAAGAGAAUCAAAAUUGAUGAUAACAAAAGAGUAAGAAACAAACCUCUCCAAAUUCAUGAAGAACGGACCAAAGUCCCUGAUGAAAAGAUCAAUAAACAAAAUGAAGUUCUAGAUUCUAGACUCUCUGAGAAUAAACGAAAGUUUGUUGAAAGUCAAAAAAUUAUUUCUCAGUAUAAAAAGACUUCAAACGGAAAAAACCAUUACUAUGAUGGCAAUAAAUUAACCAAAGAUUCAGAAUUGAUAAACACAAAUAUAAUCAAUAAUGAUAUUAUAGAGAAAAUACUGGCAGAAGGUAAAACUUUCUCUCCAGAAGUAAAGGGUAAGAAUGAAAAGUACAAUAUAAUCAUUGAGGAAACUGGAUGCGAAGAAGAAGAAAGUGUUUCUAAGGAAGACGAUGAACGGAUACGGAAACAAAGAGAAAGAGAAGACAAAAAGAAACAAAUUCAGGCAUUUUCAAGAUAUUCGGAUCAGUCCAAAAAGGAGCAAUAUAGAACUAAAAUAAAUAAAGAUAAAAUUCAGAAGAAUGGGCCCACCAAUGUAACAUCUAUAAGUAGACAUCACCCUGAAGAUAAAAGUAGCAUCGGCAAAAACAAAGAAUAUCAAAAUAAUGAUCACCCAGCCGUAUUAAAAUCAGGAACUAUACCACAAUCUCGAAAUGAAAGUGAUAGAAGAUUGUUAGGAAAAAAGUUUGAAGGAAUAAAUGAUGAAGACUUUGCCAUCAUAAAAUCUAAUGCAGAGGAAAUUGUAGACACUGUACUAGAAAUAGGCGAAAAAGAAUACAAAUUAGCAAAUCGAAAGAAUCGAGAGAAUAUAAGAAAUAACAAACACCAGAAGAAUAAUGUAGAAAAAUCUAUCAAAACCGAUAUGGAACCAAGCAAAAACUUACUAUCAGGUGAAACUAGAGAAUCUGUGUCUAUCGAUUCGAAAUACCCCAACACAAAACAAGAUCUUAUCAAAACAAAUUCAAUAUCUAAGCCAAGCAAAAUUAGUCGACUUGAUCCAACUUUCUCGAAAUCGUCACAUCCGGAGAAAGAUAUCGAAGAUCACAAAUGUGAAGAAUCUAAACUAAAAGAAAAAAUAAUCUCUCAGUAUAAAGAGGCUUUGGAUGGCAAAACUCAUGUCUAUGAUAAAUCUAAAUUAAGCGAAGAUUCAGAAUUGAAAAACACGAAUAAGAUCGGUAAUGGUAUCAUGGAGAAAAAACUGGCAGAAGGUAAAAUGAAGCAUGAUUCGUCUUUUCCUCCAGUAGUAAAGGAUAAAAGCGAGAAAUACAAUAUAAUCAUUGAGGAAAAAGGAUCAGAUUUGAAAAAUUUCGAAAAAGAAAGAAGUAUUUCUAGGGAAGAUAAUGAACGGAUACGGAAACAAAAUGAAAUUAAAAAAAUUAGUCGAGAUGAUCCAACUUUCUCGAAAUCAACAUACUCGGAUCAAGAUAUGAGAAAUCAUAAAGUUGAAGAAUCUAAAAUAAAAGAAGGGACCAUUAUAGAUGAUCGAAAUAAAAUUGGAAAAAUUAGUCAAGAUGAUCCAACUAAGUCGAAAUUGAUAUAUUCGGACGAAGAUAUGAGAGGUCAUAAAGUUGAAGAUUCUAAAAUAAAACAAAGGAGCAAGAUGGAAGAAGAAUCUAAAAUAAAGGAAGAAAACAAGGUAGAUGAUAAAAAUAGAAUUGAAAAAAUUAGUCGAGAUGAUCCUAUUCUCUCGGAAUCAACAUAUUCGGAGAAAGAAAUGGGAGGUCACAAGCUUGAAGAAAUUAAAAUGAAAGAAGGAUGCAAGAUAGAUGAUCAAAAUGAAAUUAAAAGAAUUAGACGAGAAGAUCCAACUAACUCGAAAUCAGCAUAUUCAGAUAAAUAUAUGAGUGGUAAUAAGGUUGAAGAUUCCAAAAUAUCAGAAGGGAGUAAGAUAGAAAAAGAAUCUGAAAUAAAGGACACAAGCAAGGUAGAUGAUAAAAAUAGAAUUGAAAAAAUUAGUCGGGAUGAUCCAAUUCACUUGAAAUCAACAUAUUCGAAGAAAGACAUAACAGGUCACAAAUUUGAAGAUACCAAAAUGAGAGAGGAAAUCAAGAUAGAUGAUAAAAAAGAAAUGAAAAAAAUAAGUCCAGAUGAUCCAACUUUCACGAAAUCAACAUACUCGGACAAAGAUAUGAGAGAUCUCAAAAAGGAUAUGAGAGGCCACAAAGUGGAAGAAUCUAAAAUAAAAGAAGGAAGCAAGGUAGAUGAUCAAAAUAAAAUUGAAAAGAUUAGUCGAGAGGAUCCAACUCACUCGAAAUCAACAUUUUCGGAAAAAGACAUGAAAAGUCAAAAAGUUGAAGAAUCUAAAAUAAGAGAAGGAAUCAAGAUGGAUGAUUCGAAUAAAAUUGAGAAAAUUGGUCGAAAUGAUGCAACCUACUCGAGAUCAAUAUAUUCUGAAAAAGAUAUAAGAGGUCACAAAGUUGAAGAUUCCAAAAUAAAAGAGGUAAUCAAGGUAGAUGAUAAAAAUGAAAUUAAAAAAAUUAGUCGAGAUGAUCCAACUUACUCGAAAUCAAAAUACUCGGAGAAAGAUAUGAGAGGUCAAAAAGUUGAAGAUUCAAAAAUAAAAGAGGGAAGCAAGAUAGAUGAUAAAAAAGAAAUUAAAAAAAUCAGUCCAGAUGAACCAACUUUCGCGAAAUCAACAUACUCGGACAAAGAUAUGAGAGAUCUCAAAGUUGAAGAAUCUAAAAUAAAAAAUGGAAGCAAGAUAGAUGAUCAAAAUAAAAUUGAAAAAAUUAGUAGAGAGGAUCCAAAUUACUCGAAAUCAACAUUUCCGGAAAAAGACAAAAAAAGUCAAAAAGUUGAAGAAUCUAAAACGAAAGAAGGAAUCAAGAUGGUUGAUUCAAAUAAAAUUGAGAAAAUUGGUCGAGAUGAUGCAACUAACUCGAAAUCAAUAUAUUCGGAGAGAGAUCUGAGAGGUAACAAAGUUGAAGAUUCCAAAAUGAAAGAGGGAAUCAAGGUAGAUGAUAAAAAAGAAAUUAAAAUAAUCAGUCCAGAUGAUCCAACUUUCGCGAAAUCAAAAUACUCUGAGAAAGAGAUAAGAGGCAACAAAAUGGAAGAAUCUAAAAUAAAAAAUGGGAGCAAGAUAGAUGAUCAAAAUAAAAUUGAAAAAAUUAGUCGAGAGAAUCCAACCUACUCGAAAUCAAAAUACUCGGAGAAAGAUAUGAGAAGCCACAAAGAUGAAGAUUCCAAAAUAAAACAGGAAAUCAAGAUAGAUGAUAAAAAAGAAAUUAAAAAAAUCAGUCCAGAUGACCCAACUUUCGCGAAAUCAAAAUACUCCGAGAAAGAGAUAAGAGGCCCCAAAAUGGAAGAAUCUAAAAUAAAAAAUGGGAGCAAGAUAGAUGAUCAAAAUAAAAUUGAAAAAAUUAGUCGAGAGGAUCCAACCUACUCGAAAUCAACAUUACCGGAAAAAAAUAUGAAAGGUCAAAAAGUUGAAGAAUCUAAAAUAAAAGAAGGAAUCAAGAUGGAUGAUUCAAAUAAAAUUGAGAAAAUAAGUCGAGAUGAUGCAACUUACUCGAAAUCAAUAUAUUCUGAGAAAGAUAUAAGAGGUCACAAAGUUGAAGAUUCCAAAAUUAAAGAGGGAAUCAAGGUAGAUGAUAAAAAUGAAAUUAAAAAAAUUAGUCGAGAUGAUGCAACUUACUCGAAAUCAAUAUAUUCGGAGAAAGAUCUAAGAGGUCACAAAGUGGAAGAAACUAAAAUAAAAGAAGGUGGCAAGAUAGAUGAUAAAAAUAAAAUUGAAAAAAUUAGAGGAGAAGAUCCAACAUACUCGAAAUCAGUAUAUUCGGAGAAAGAUAUGAGAAGUCACAAAGUUGAAGAAUCUAAAAUAAAAGAAGGGAGCAAGAUAGAUGAUCAUAUUAAAAUUGAAAAAAUUAGAAGAGAUGAAUCAAAUUACUCGAAAUUAACAUAUUCGGAGAAAGAUAUGAGAGAACACAAAUCAGUAUAUUCGGAGAAAGAUAUAAGAGGUCACAAAGUUGAAGAUUCCAAAAUAAAAGAGGGAAUCAAGGUAGAUGAUAGAAAUGAAAUUAAAAAAAUUAGUCCAGAUGAUCCAACAUUCACGAAAUCAAAAUACUCGGAGAAAGAUAUGAGAGGUCAAAAAUUUGAAGAUUCCAAAAUAAAAGAGGGAAGCAAGAUAGAUGAGAAAAAAGAAAUUAAAAAAAUCAGUCGAGAUGAUCCAACUCACUCAAAAUCGAUAUAUUCGGAUAAAGAUUUGAAAGGUCACAAUGUUGAAGAUCUUAAAACAAAUGAAGAAAGUAAAAUAGAUGAUCAAAAAAUUAGGCGAGAUGAUGCAAUUAACUCGAAAUCAACAUAUUCGAAGAAAGAUAUGAGAGGACACAAAGUUGAAGAAUCUGAAAUAAAAGAACGGAGCAAGAUAGAUGAUCAUAUCAAAAUCGAAAAAAUUAGUCGAGAGGAUCCAGCUUACACGAAAUCAACAUAUCCGGAGAAAGUUCAAAAAGUUGAAAAAUCUAAAAUAAGAAAAGAAAUCAAGAUAGAUGAUCCAAAUAAAAUUGAGAAAAUUAGUCGAGAUGAUGCAACUUAUUCGAAGACAAUAUAUUUGGAGAAAGACAUAAAAAGUCAUAAAGUUGAAGAUUCCAAAAUUAAAGAGGGCAUCAAGGUAGAUGAUAAAAAUGAAAUCAAAAAAAUUAGUAGAGAUGAUCAAACUUUCUCGAAAUCAACAUACUCGGAGAAAGAUAUGAGAGAUCAUGAAGUUGAAGAUUCUAAGAUGAAGGAAGGAAGCAAGAUGGAUGAUCAAAAUAAAAUUGAAAAAAUUAGACGAAAUGAAUCAGCUUACUCGAAAUCAACAUAUACGGAGAAUAAUAUAACAGGUCACAAAGUUGAAGAUUCCAAAAUUAAAGAGGGAAUCAAGGUAGAUGAUCGAAAUGAAAUGGAAAAAAUUAGGCAAGAAUAUCCAACUAACUCGAAAUUGGCAUAUUCGGAGAAAGAUAUGAGAAGUCACAAAGUUGAAGAUUCUAAAAUAAAAGGAGGAAGCAAGAUAGAUGAUCAAAAUAAAAUUGAAAAAAUUAAACGAGAUGAAUCAACUUAUACGGAGAAAGAUAUGGGAGGUCGGAAAUUUGAAGAAUCUAAAAUUAAAGAAGGAAGCAAGAUAGACGAUCAACAUAAAAUUAAAAAAAUUAGUCUAGACGAUUCAACUUACUCGAAAUCAACAUAUACGGAGAAAGAUAUGAUAGGUCACAAAGUUGAAGAAUCGAAAAUUAAAGAAGUGCGCAAGAUAGAUGAUCAAAAUAAAAUUGAAAAAAUUAGACGAGAUGAAUCAACUUACUCGAAAUCAACAUAUACGGAGAAAGAUAUAAGAGUUCAGAAAUUUGAAGAAUCUAAAAUUAAAGAAGGAAGCAAGAUAGAUGAUCAACAUGAAAUUAAAAAAAUUAGUCGAGAUCAUUCAACACAUUUGAAAUCAACAUAUCAAGAAAAGGAUAGAAGAGGUCACAGAGUUGAAGAAUCUAAAAUGAAAGGAGAAAGCAAGAUAGAUGAUCAAAAUAAAAUGGAAAAAAAUAUUCGAGAUGAUUCAAAUUACGCAAAAUUACCAUAUCCAAAGAUCGAUGUGAUAGGUCAAAAAGUCGAAGAAUCCAGAAUAAAAGAAGGAAGCAAGAUAGAAGAUCAAAAUAAUAUCAAAAAAAUCACUCGAGAUGAUUUAACUCACUUGAAAGCAACAUAUCAAGAGAAGGAGAGGAGAGGUCACAAAGUUGAAGAAUCUAAAAUAAAAGCAGGGAGUAAGAAACAUGAUAAAACUGAAAAAGAAAAAGUUUUUGGAGAGGAUUCAACUUACUCGAAAUCAACAUAUCCUGAGAAUUAUUUGAGAGGUCACGGAAUGGAAGAAUCUAAAAUAAAAGAAGGAAGCAAGAUGGAUGAUCAAAAUUUAACCAAAAAAAUUAGUCGAGUUCAUCCAAUAUACUCGAAAUCAACAUAUAAGAGGAAAGAUAUGAGAGGCCACAAAGUUGAAGAAUCUAAAAUAAAAGGUGGAAGCGAGAUAGAUGAUCAAAAUAAAAUCGAAAAAAUUAGUCGAGUUGGUUCAACUUACUCGAAAUCGACAUAUUCAGAGAAAGAUAUGAGACGUCACAAAGUUGGAGAAUCUAAAAUAAGACAAGGAAGCAAGAUACAUCAUCAAAGAAAAAUUAGUAUAAUUACUGGAGAUAUUCCAACUUACUCGAAAUCAACAUUUUCGGAGAAAGAUAUGAGAGGUCCAAAAGUUGAAGAAUAUAAAAUAAAAGAAGGAAACAAGAUAGAUGAUAAAAAUGAAAUUGAAAAAAUUCGUCGAGGUGAUCCAACAUUCUCGAAAUCAAUAUAUCCGGAGAAAGAUAUGAGAGGCCAAAAAGAUGAAGAUUCCAAAAUAAAAGAGGGAAUCGAGAUAGAUGAUAAAAAGGAAAUUAAAAAAAUUAGUCCAGAUGAUCCAACUUCCGCGAAAUCAAAAUACUCGGAGAAAGGUAUAGGAGGUCACAAAGUUGAAGAAUCUAAAAUAAAAGAAGAAAGCAAGAUAGAUGAUCAAAAUAAAAUGGAAAAAAUUAUUCAAGAUGAUCAAACUCACUUAAAAUUACCAUAUCCGAAGAUAGAUGUGAUAGGUCAAAAAGUCGAAAAAUCCAGAAUAAAAGAAGGACGCAAGAUAGAAGAUCCAAAUAAUAUCAAAAAAAUCAGUCGAGAUGAUCCAACUUACUUGAAAUCAACAUAUCAAGAGAAAGAUAGGAGUGGUCAGAAAGUUGAAGAAUCUAAAAUGAAAGAAGGAAGCAAGAUAGAUGAUAAAAAUGAAAUUGAAAAAAUUAUUCGAGAUAAGUCAACUCACGCAAAAUUACCAUACCCGGAGAUAGAUAUGAUAGGUCAAAAAAUCGAAGAAUCCAGACUAAAAGAAAGAAGCAAGAGAAGGAAUAGAUCUCUUGCUGAACUUUCUGACGCAACUAGAUCGAAAUAUGCAAAAAACGAAAAAAACAAUAUCAUAAAACAAUUUGGAACAGAAAUGCCAAAAUCUAGAGAAAGAUCGAAAUUCAAUGAACACGAAAUGAAAUCAGUUUCAGGUCAUAAAGAAAAUGUUUUACGCGAUAUUGAAUUCACUUCUAUCAAGUUGGUUGACGAUAUUCUCAAAGAAAGUUUGAAAACUAUUCACAAAAAUAAUUACCCUCAUGUAAAGGAAAGGAAACGGAUUAAGAGUAGAAUAAAUAUAGAGGAUAUGGGCGUGAAUAAAGAAUUGGAGAGGAAUAAUACUGAUGAGCAGGGAGAACCAAAUAUCAUAAGUGGAUAUAAAAGUAUUCCAGAAAAAAAUGGUUCUCCUAAAGUAAAGGCUAAUGUGAUUGGUGAAGCAACUGAUAUUAAGAAUUUUGGUAAAUAUAGUGAUAUUCUCGAAGAUAUAUCUUUGGAUAAGGCUAUGGAAAUGGAAGAAAUUCUGAAAAAAUCUCCACCUAUUACCAAGAGAAAGUUGAUUGACACUGCAUAUAGGAAUCCUCGAACUGAAUCAUUGAAAUAUAAGAUAGUUGAGAUAGAAGAAACAUGGUCAUCAUCUUCCUUGAAAACUGAAGUUACAGAUAUUAGUAAACAAUUUUAUGAGUCUCAAUCAGAACAUCAAAGAAACUUGAGCAUUUUCAAACGCCAAAAUCGUUUCGGAAAGGGAAAGAGUAUCUACGUACCGAGUACGAAUCAAAUCCACGAAAAUGUUAAAAAGGACGGUAGUUACAUGUUGAAUACUUCGUUAGAAGAUGAGAUUAUAGAGAACUUCCCCUAUAGAGGAAUUGCAUUGAAAGAAGUUGAGAGUACUCACAACAUUUGUAAAUGUAUUGAAUAUAAUCCUUCAACACCGCAAAUUUCACAAUCUAAGUACGAUGAUAGUUCUAAAACAUCCCGCCUUGACAGUUCCUUCAAGACUGACACUCAAGAAAGAGAUUCAACGUAUUGGACUAUAACUGGAGAUGAUAUUGAUCAAGAAUCAUCAAUCAGGCUACCAUCUUCUUCGAACAGAUUGUCCAGAGAUCAAAUGAAACUCAGAAAAACCUCAACUCAGCCAUUAUCUAAUGUUCAUGGAUCAAAAUUACCAUCAACAGAAUCCAAUAUGAGUUCUAGAUUUUUUUCAGCCAAUGACAUUCCAUUUGAUAGAUCUUCAUGUGGAUGUCCCAUAACUGACAAAUCUCCCAAAGCAUAUGAAGAUGAGUGUUUCGAAUUAUGUUGCUCGAGAAAAGUAGAAAGUUUCCUUCGAGAUUUGUCUGAAAAUGGUAAUUCAUUUUCGAGAAAUCCUUGCGAAGAUUAUAUUGAAACAUGUAGGAGGAGUAUAAUGCAGAGCUUCAGCGAAAAGAAGAUAAAUCUUCGGAAAAUAUUAGAUGGUGAAUCAUCUUCAGAUUCGGAAGAAUGUUGUCAAAAAAUUGUAUCGAGUAUCAAGAAAACGGUCCCAAUGAAACGCAAAUGUGCAUCAGAAAAGUCUGUUCAGUUAAAAACACAUACAGAUAUUCUGGAAACAAAAUUUAAUUCAAUGAAUAUUUGUGAUAAUUUACCUUCUGACAUGAAAAAAAUCAAUGAAAUUUGCAAAUGGAAUUUGAGUACAGUUCAUAUAUGUUCCAGAAUCAAUAGCCUUCCUGAUUGUAUCACGAGUAGUACAAUAUCACAAUAUCGAUUUUUCAAAUUGAAGGAAAAUAUAGAUGAAGAAGACCAAAACUUCAAUAAAAUGUUAAAGAAAUCAACAUUAUCCUCUAAAUUAUCAAAUCGAUCUAGAAAAAAACCGAUGAAAACAAAUGAUGAAAACAUUAAGGUUCAAACGAAUAAAAUGCUAUCUCCAUUGCCAUUGAUGACUGGAAAGGAUGAUGCCUCCUGCAAUUUAAAUACAAGGAUCAUUGAAGCAAAUGAUGAUAAGAAAAAGAAUAUAUUCUUCAGAGGAGCGGAAUCUUUCAAUAGAGAGUUUAAUGCUCUAAAAUCUCUGUUAAGUGUUUCAAAGAUAUCCUGUGGCACGGUAAUGCAAAAUGAUUGUGAAACAGAUACUGAAAACGAAGAAAACCCUUACCGGAAUGAUCUAUUUCUGUAUUACGCCACUGUAGGGAAAGAUGAGGAACAACCUAAAAAAUCAUCUUAUAAGAAAGCGACCAAAAAAGUUUUUUCUUGGUUCAAAUCCUUCGGGAUGCCUGACAAGACCGUGGAAACGCCACGAAGAUCAGGACACAAAACUUUAUGUAAAGCCGAAAUCAAUUUAAUGAAACAACGAAAAGUGUUAAGGUCAAAACUACGAUAUCCAAAAACGAAAACAUCGAAACUAUACCUCCAUCUGAAGAACUACAAUCUCAUGAGAGACGAAAUCAAUAAACCUCCCGUUCCUAAAACCAUAGAGCCCAUUCUGAUGGAAAUCCCAUCCAGUGAAAUCAUAGCACCUGAUUAUAGGGAUGACUCUGACGAGGAAUCUUCCUCCGAAGAGGAAGAAGACGAGGAAGAAAUAGCAGAAAAAAAAAUGAUAGUUUUCUCGGAGGAUUCUUUGGUGCUCUUCGACAGGAAGAAAGUUUAUGAUCGGCUGCAAGAGUACGCAAAAUUAUACUACACUAUUUACUUCGACAACCGUGAUCUAGAUCACAUCUCUAUAAGAUCUGCGUCGUCUUUAGAAAACAUAAUAGAAUGUGAGGAUAGACCAUUCUAUUCCACUUACGAUGGCAAGAACGACAUUAGAGUGCAUGUCACAAAGGACGAGUGGGAAGAGAAGAAGAGAGAAGCUGUAUUCAAGAAUGAAACUCAUGUCGCAUGUCGAAACUCCCAAGUGAAACUGAGUUUGAUGAGGGGAAAGAGGUAUCUUUCACACUUGGAUCCUACCAAAGCGAAAAUAAUAGAGAUCGACUGCUCCAAUGAGCUGGGUGAAAUUAAGAUAUGCUACAAGAAGAGUGUACACAGCAAACCCUGCUUGUGCGAGCCUCCACAUGUCUGCAAAGCUAUUCAGUUGGAAUCUAGUGAGCUUUCGUCUAUCGACCUGAAUAAGGAGGAUAAAUCACUGGAUACCCAUGAACUUUGUGCAGAUUGUCGGGAAUGUUUGCAUAAACCCGAAACUUGCGAGAACUACGAAAAGUGCUUGGAAGAGGGCGUUUGUGCUAACAAGAAGAAAGUUAUUAUGUUCAACGAGAGCAAUGAAGACGUCCAGACGGUAGAAUUUUUCCAUGUUCCACGGGCUUACAGAUAUAGAAGAAAUCGAUACCCUUAUGAAGUUGCCGAUGACAAUAGUGAAGAAUUCGAAAGCUCAGAUGACAGCCUGGAAGAAACACUUCCACGUAGAUCAUAUAAAUAUGCUAAGAAGAGGUAUAACAGGAAAAGAAGAAAUAAUUAUCGUCAGAAAUAA